AUGACAACCUUCAAUGUAAGUUAUAAUACGCGAAAAAGUAUUUGGAAUAAAUUACCAGAUAUUUUAACAUUUGAAGAAGCAGAUCUUAUUGAAAAUUUGACAAUUUAUUCGUAUAAUGCUGAUAUAUCUGAAAAGCAUAUAAGAAGUUUUAAUAACAUAAAACUUAUUGAUUUUAUAUCAAUAAAUCUUAAAAAUACAGAAGAUCACUUAAAAGCUCUUGGAAAAUUUAUAAAACUUCCUAAGAUUCAAUCUUCCCUAUGA
Messenger RNA from Funneliformis geosporum, 261 nucleotides. The record is from the annotation of a GenBank genome assembly. NCBI's taxonomy places the organism in Eukaryota, Fungi, Glomeromycota, Glomeromycetes, Glomerales, Glomeraceae.